Messenger RNA from Tuber melanosporum (Perigord truffle), 2969 nucleotides. RefSeq lists its product as uncharacterized. Gene Ontology annotation, molecular function: 5'-3' RNA exonuclease activity; RNA binding. Gene Ontology annotation, cellular component: nucleus. Lineage: Eukaryota; Fungi; Ascomycota; Pezizomycetes; Pezizales; Tuberaceae. Gene Ontology annotation, biological process: nuclear-transcribed mRNA catabolic process. The record is from RefSeq and is a predicted model, not a curated record. The transcript has 8 exons. The coding region runs from base 1 to 2652 and encodes 883 amino acids.
AUGGGUGUUCCGGCCCUGUUCAGGUGGCUUACAAACAAGUAUCCUAAAAUUGUUAGCCCUGUGAUCGAGGAGCAACCUCAAGAGAUCGACGGAGUUGUUAGAGCAGUAGACACAACCCAGCCGAAUCCGAAUGGCGAGUCGGACAAUCUUUACCUUGACAUGAAUGGUAUUGUUCAUCCAUGUUCUCAUCCCGAGGAGGGUGAGCCACCAGCAACGGAAGAGGCGAUGAUGCUAGCUGUAUUCGCCUACACUGAGCGUGUCGUAAACAUGGUGAGGCCUAACAAGCUUCUCAUGAUUGCUGUUGAUGGUGUUGCGCCUCGUGCGAAAAUGAAUCAGCAACGCUCUCGUCGCUUCAGAUCGGCACAGGAAGCUAAGGAAAAAGAGGAUGAGACCGCCCAAUUAAUUGAGCAGAUGGAGAAGCACGGGAGCAAAUUUGACGAUGUUAUCAAGAACAAAAAGAUUUGGGACAGUAAUGCCAUUACCCCUGGUACUCCUUUUAUGGAUAUUCUUGCAGCAUCGCUCAAGUACUGGAUCGCAAAAAAACUCAACGAUGACCCUGCUUGGGCUAAAUUAAAAAUCAUCAUCUCUGAUUCCACCGUUCCCGGAGAGGGGGAACACAAGAUCAUGGAAUUCAUCAGAUCUCAGCGCCUCUCCCCGGAAUAUGACCCAAAUACUCGUCACGUCAUAUAUGGCCUUGACGCCGAUUUGAUCAUGUUGGGGCUUGGGACUCAUGAACCCCAUUUUAAAGUCCUCCGUGAGGACGUCUUUGCAAAGGAAGCUAGGGCAAAGACAUGCAGGAUAUACAAUGCUUCCCCGCUGAAGCCUUUUUUCGAGUUGGAGAGAGCUCUUGACGAUUGGAUUUUUAUGUGCUUUUUCGUCGGAAACGACUUUUUACCCCAUUUGCCAAGUUUGGAAAUCAGAGAGAACGGAAUCGACACUUUGAUUGCCGUUUGGAAAGACAAUAUCCCUCUUAUGGGAGGUUACGUUACCAAAGAUGGAACUGUAGAUCUAAAAAGGGUUCAGUACAUCCUUGAUGGGUUGGCAAAGCAGGAAGAUCAAAUCUUCAGGAAUCGGAAGAGAACAAUUUCCACGACCGCCCCUGCCAUAUCCCACAAGAGAAAGGCUGAUAUGGUUUGGGGAGACGAAACUCCCAAGACCCCCGGUUCCGAGUCUGAGGCCGAUGACCCUGAUCGCGAUCCUGUUCGUCUCUGGGAGCCCGGAUACCGUGAGCGAUAUUAUGAGCAAAAGUUUCAUGUCUCCCCGGACAAUGUUGAGUUCAGAAAUAAAGUCGCUGCUAGCUAUGUUGAAGGGCUUUGUUGGGUGCUGCUCUAUUACUUCCAAGGAUGCCCUAGUUGGACUUGGUAUUACCCAUACCACUAUGCACCGUUUGCCCAAGAUUUCAAUGACGUAGGCAAGCUUGAUAUCCAAUUUAAGAAAGGGAAGCCUUUCAAACCGUUUGAACAACUGAUGGGUGUGCUGCCUGCCGCGAGUAAACACGCUCUUCCCGAGCCGUUUCAGAAACUUAUGACAGAGGAAGACUCUGAGAUCAUUGACUUUUACCCCGAAUCGUUCCCCAUUGACUUGAAUGGAAAGAAGUUCGCCUGGCAGGGUGUAGCACUGUUGCCAUUCAUCGAUGAAAAGCGUUUGUUAGAUGCUGUGUCAAAGGUCUAUCCCACGCUAACUCCUGAGGACGAUGCGAGGAAUGCAAUGGGACAUGAUCUUCUAUUCUGUUCAGUAGAAAACGACAUGUACGACGAUGUUGCCAUACGAUUCUACUAUAAGGGCCGGAGUGACGACGAAUACGACCUUGACCCUACGAAGAGCCAAGGACUGUCUGGAAAGGUUAUCAAAGAUCCUGCUUUCAUCCCUCAGGGCACGAUACCUUUUCCACUAUCCUUAGAAGAUAUGCCUAAAAUCGAGGGCGACAAAUCACUUUGCGUCUUUUACGAAUUUCCCAAAACCAAGAAUGCGCACAAAUCGAUGUUACUUCGUGGGGUCAAGCUCAGUCCUCCCGUCCUCUCUCAUACAGACCUAGAAAUGAUCAAAAACAAUGCUCAGAACUCAGGCCGCUCGUACGGUGGCGCUCCGCUUUAUCGUAGCAACAGCGGGAGAGGCCGUGGCCGCGGUAGUGGGGGAGAGUUCCAAGGCUCCUAUCAAUCCAAUCGAGGUCCUACUCAAAGUUACCAGGGACAAAACCACACACCUUCUUAUGGAAAUGGGACUUGGCAACCUCCUCCACCUCCGCCAGCUCUCGCAGGUUGGGGCGGAUGGGGCGGGCAGCACAACCAGGUUCGGGGAAAUUACACAAAUCUGCAACCACCAUAUAUAGCACCAGGACAAUACCACCAGGGCGGUCGAUACCCCCCUCCACCCGCUCCUCCUAGAUUCUCUCAUGCUUCUAACUUUGGACGCGGGCAGCCUCAAGGCUCAUACAAUGGAGGCGGUUACAACUACAAUCAGCCAUCUAGGGAUGAUAGAUACCGUCCUGGUGGUGGUGGCGGUGGCGGUGGUGAGAAUAGGUACAAUGACCAUUACAACGAUCGUCGCGAUGACCGCGGUAGAGGUGGUGGUGGAGGAGGUUACCGAGGCGGUCGUGGGGGUGGAGGUACCAAUAGGGCCAGAAGUGACAAUACUGAACUCUGGAGAAGAUGAUUUCCUUUCGUUAAACCAUAUGCUUUACGAUGUACAUCUUUGUUAUCAUUGCAGGCCGGGCUUCUAUUAUCUUGUCUAUAUUCGGCUAUUUCUGUUUCCUUCAAUUCCGUCUGUCUUUCUUACUUUUUGUGUAAUGACCUCCCCGUGCAUGUAAAUUGCGUUUCGGUGUUGAUCAAUGAGAAAACACCGAAAUGCAAAGCCUAUGAUCACGCCGCGGUUGUCGCUUAGGGGCGCGGUUCUAUCACGUUUUCAAACCAGAAGCGUGCAGCGCGUAGGCUUCAAACUAUGAUUCGAAUUUGGUGUUGUUUGGAGGAAAA